Messenger RNA from Arachis duranensis, 1684 nucleotides. Its product is annotated as serine/threonine-protein kinase SAPK1. The record is from RefSeq and is a predicted model, not a curated record. The transcript has 9 exons. The coding region runs from base 295 to 1335 and encodes 346 amino acids. NCBI's taxonomy places the organism in Eukaryota, Viridiplantae, Streptophyta, Magnoliopsida, Fabales, Fabaceae. Gene Ontology annotation, molecular function: protein serine/threonine kinase activity; ATP binding. Gene Ontology annotation, biological process: protein phosphorylation; intracellular signal transduction.
UAUGCAGAGGUUUGCACGCACAUUGGAAUUUGUAGGCCAUAAAAAAAAAGAUGCGAUGCUCCACGCAAACACUUAAUAGUUACAGAGAGUUGUACUACUUAUGCAACUACAAAGCCAAGCACAUACAAACACUCAUCAAUUCCCAACGAAAUUAUUACUUACCUUGGCUCAUACAAUAUUAUAUUACUAUUUCAGUUAGCACCAUAACUGGUUGUUCUUAAUAACAAGUUUAAGUAGUAGUAGUAUUAGAUUUCCAACCUUUCAACAUUGGAACAAAGAAGUUCUCUGUCAACCAUGGAACGUUACGAGGUAAUCAGAGAUCUCGGUUCAGGGAACUUCGGUGUAGCAAAGCUUAUUAGAGAGAAAUGCAGUGGUGACUUCUAUGCUGUCAAGUUCAUUGAGAGAGGCCUCAAGAUUGAUGAGCACGUGCAGAGGGAGAUCAUCAACCAUAGGUCCUUAAAGCAUCCCAAUAUCGUUAGGUUCAAAGAGGUCCUACUUACUCCAACACAUCUUGCCAUAGUGAUGGAAUAUGCUGCUGGAGGAGAACUAUUUGAGAGAAUAUGUAGUGCUGGAAGAUUCAGCGAGGACGAGGCAAGAUAUUUCUUCCAGCAGUUGAUUUCUGGAGUCAGUUAUUGCCAUGCAAUGGAAAUUUGCCAUAGAGAUCUCAAGCUGGAAAACACACUUUUGGAUGGAAGCACAGCACCAAGGCUUAAAAUAUGCGACUUUGGUUACUCAAAGUCUUCUGUUCUGCACUCGCAGCCAAAAUCCACUGUAGGAACCCCUGCAUAUAUUGCUCCAGAGGUCUUGUCAAGAAGAGAAUAUGAUGGAAAGGUUGCAGAUGUUUGGUCUUGUGGGGUGACCUUGUAUGUGAUGCUCGUUGGUGCUUAUCCUUUCGAAGAUCCAGAAAACCCAAGAAACUUCAGAAAAACUCUUCAGCGAAUUCUGAGUGUCCACUAUUCUAUUCCAGACUAUGUUCGUAUAAGCAAAGAGUGUAGACACCUUCUAUCUCGAAUAUUUGUUGCCAACCCUGAAAAGAGAAUUACCAUACCAGAGAUAAAGAUGCUACCAUGGUUCCAACAGAACCUACCACUAGAAUUCACGGAUGAGGGUGCAGGUAGCCUGCAAAAUGGUGGUGGGAACCAUGAUGAUGAUAGUUCAGUUCAGAACAUUGAAGAAAUAUUAUCAAUAGUACAAGAGGCUAGGAAGCCAAGUGAGGAUAACCCAGAAGAAGCUGGUGGGCAGUUUGUUGGGGGCAGCAUGGACCUUGAUGAUAUUGAUGUAGAUGCUGACAUGGAUGAUAUUGAAACAAGUGAUGAUUUCGUCUGCACUUUGUGACUUGCAAACUUUGCACUUUACCAAUUCAAUAUCAUACAUCAGAUCAAACUAAAAUUCUCUCAAGAAAAGUAGUUUAAGAUAAGAUGGUGUUCCUUUUCCUCAGCCUUAACGGGAUAGGCAACAGGGAAUCAAAGUAGACUAAAGCUCUCUUUAUAACAUAAAUAAAUAGUUUCCUUUGAUUGGAAGUUGCUUGUAGUGGCUAGAAUCAUAUAGGGGGAUUUUACUGGUUUUUCUUGCUUUUCCCACUUUGCAAAACAAUAAUCCCACUAUAUUGUAAGAUAUGCUUAUCUUAUGUGUAUUAUGUAUAAUAAUACUUGGUACUUGAGGGUUCUGUACCCGAAAUAUAUAA